AGCAAUUUAAACGCGAUGGAGCGAGCAAGGGAUCUCUUACACCUGAGAAGAAUGACUGAACAGCACGUGCCAGAGGAAGAAGUCCAGGUCAAACGUAGAAGGCCUGCCUCACUGAGCAACCAAGAGUGCCACCUGUACCCACAUUCUCAGCAGCAGCAGCAGCAAGUUCCUGUGGUGGAUUUCCAGGCAGAACUGAGACAGGCGUUCUUAGCUGAGACACCAAGAGGUGGUUAAAGUAGUAUUGAAACAUCAAGGUGGUGG
Molecule: messenger RNA, 261 nt
Organism: Peromyscus leucopus (white-footed mouse)
Lineage: Eukaryota; Metazoa; Chordata; Mammalia; Rodentia; Cricetidae
Product: SNRPN upstream reading frame protein-like
Exons: 1
Coding region: 16-234 (72 amino acids)
Cellular component (GO): nuclear speck
Source: RefSeq, a predicted model, not a curated record